AUGCCCUUACCUGGACAACAUUUUAAAGAAAUCUUUAUACCAAUUGUGUUUCUGCCUAUCAGUUACAAUUAUGCUUCAAAAGCUUUAAUACCAUCGCUUCAAGUUAUGUCUCUGAAGUCUGAUUUGUGUGAAACUUGCAAGACAAUGAAAAUGGAUAUUCAAUAUACAACUCAACAUGAAAAAAAAUUAGAACUUACUGAGAUUUUUUUGGCACAUUUAAGUCAUGCGCAAAAGGAAUGUGAUUACUAUAAUAAUAAUAUUGUAAAGGCAGUUGAAGAUGGUAAAUGCAAUGAAAUCACAGUUGAAUCUCAAUUUUGUAAUACAGAUUACCUUCCUAAUGCUCAACAAACAAAUUAUAUAAUUGAUGAAGCUGAAAUGUCUGAUGAUAGUAGGCAGAAAAAAG
Messenger RNA from Dentiscutata erythropus, 403 nucleotides. The record is from the annotation of a GenBank genome assembly. Lineage: Eukaryota; Fungi; Glomeromycota; Glomeromycetes; Diversisporales; Gigasporaceae.